This is a messenger RNA of Gossypium raimondii (Peruvian cotton), 3276 nucleotides long. RefSeq names its product serine/threonine protein phosphatase 2A 59 kDa regulatory subunit B' gamma isoform. The record is from RefSeq and is a predicted model, not a curated record. Bases 1237 to 2877 code for a protein of 546 amino acids. Gene Ontology annotation, biological process: signal transduction. Gene Ontology annotation, molecular function: protein phosphatase regulator activity. Gene Ontology annotation, cellular component: protein phosphatase type 2A complex. The transcript has 2 exons. NCBI's taxonomy places the organism in Eukaryota, Viridiplantae, Streptophyta, Magnoliopsida, Malvales, Malvaceae.
ACUCGCAUCCAAAUCUGGUCAAAUCACUAAUGCUUCUAUACCCUCCUUCCCGCCUUCUUUCAGCACCUCCUCCUCUUCGUCCGUAAGAAACUCCGCUCGGACUUGAUUCACGGGUAUGGAGAGACGACCAGGGUGCUCCGUCAAAUCGAUUUUUUACAAUGAUUUUUGUAUGACCAAUUGAUCAUCGCUUCUCCCAAGCCUUUGGUCAUCUCUUUCAACCUUUCGGGCAAGCAAGGUUGAAGGGCCGAACUACUACUACUACCACUACCCUUGUUGUGUUGCUUUGUAUUGUCAGGCUUAUUUGCCCUACUAGUUUCAUCUGGUGACUUAGAGCUACGUCAUUUCUUCUUCCCCCAUUCUAGUGUUCCCAAUGUCGUCUCGGCCAAGCGAUGUAAGUCAGACCAAACUUCCUCUUUUUCCUUGCCCUUUGAAUAAUUUGAAUUCAUCUUCUUCUUUUUAGAAAUUUGAAGGUUUUCUUUUGAUAAGUUAUAUUAUUAAAUAGUGAAAGGAACCAAGUUCUAUCAUAUGAGUGAGUUGUCAUGAACGUAGGAAUUCCUCUUCUUCUUUUUUUGAAGUUGGGAAUUAAGUUUUCCUAUGCCUAUACUGUUUUGGAGAUUAAUUUUGAAGCUAAUUAAGAAAUUUGAAGCAGUAUCAUUUUAUCCCAGUAAGACAAUUUUAUAAAUAUAUUUUGUACAUAUAUACUAGUAUCAUAUUGUGGUCCAAUGGAUGAUCUGGAAACCCCAAAAUGAAAGGAUUUUUCUCAAACACAUAUUUUUAAAAAAUAAAAAAGCUUUUGAGUCUGAAAUUUGAAUAAAAAAUUAAAAUUUGUGUGAACUGAAUGGCGUGGCCAAAAGGACCAAAACCCUCCAUUUCCUCUUCUCUUUUUCUUUCACAGAGACGAAGGAUUUUAUUUUAUUUAUUUGGUAUCACUAGAUAUUGUUUACUUAUUUUAUUCUCCCAAUAGAACUGCGUUUAUUUUAUCAGGGACUGUUUUUAGGGCCUUUAACCCAUUCCUUCCUUUCAGUAAGCUUUCACCUUUAUUUUAAUUUAUGAAGAGAAACGCAUUCUAUUCUGAAUCUUGUUUUUGUUUUCUUUAAAUGCAAUUCUUCAGUUCUCAGUGCUUGAAUCCAAAAUUAUGUGUAAAAGAAAUUUGUAUACUAUGCGGUCUUUCAAGUUGGAAUCUUUCGUAACUGUGGAUUAGGGCCAGGGCUAGUUAGGGUUUUUCUUUCUGUAGAUAUGAUGAAGCAGAUAUUCGGAAAGCUACCGCGAAAACCAUCGAAAUCAUCCCAACAUGAACCCAACGGUGAUGCACUCAAUGGUAAUUCCUUUUUCGACUCUUCUCUUGGACCCAAUUCUUUAAACAGCUCUAAACCUGGUUCCGCUUUUAAAUCCUCAAAUUCAGGUUCACAUUUGAACGGUGGGACUGUUAACUCUCAUUCAUCCAGUUCGGCCAACUCAAAUCAAGGGAAGAAAACUGACCCUCUUGCAAGCCAAGCAGGUCUUAUGUUGGUUUCAGGGAUUUAUGAGGCUUUGCCUGGUUUCCGGGAUGUUCCCAGCACGGAAAAGCAGAUUCUUUUACUUAAGAAGUUGAAUAUGUGUUGUGUGGUUUUUGAUUUUAGUGAUCCAACUAAGAACCUUAGGGAGAAGGACAUAAAGAAGCAGACUCUGUUGGAGCUUGUUGAUUAUAUUUCCUCAGUUACAUCCAAGUUCAAUGAGUUGGCGGUGCAAGAGAUGACUAGAAUGGUUUCUGCUAAUCUCUUUAGAACAUUUCCAUCUCCGAAUCACGAUAACAAGCUUCUAGAAAUCUAUGAUUUGGAAGAUGAGGAACCGGCCAUGGAUCCUGCUUGGCCUCAUCUUCAGAUUGUGUAUGAACUUUUACUUAGAUUUGUGGUCUCACCAGAGACUGAUGCCAAGCUUGCUAAGAGAUACAUGGAUCAUUCAUUUGUGUUGAAAUUGUUGGAUUUGUUUGAUUCAGAUGACCAUAGAGAGAGGGAUUAUCUGAAGACAAUUCUACAUCAAAUUUAUGGGAAGUUCAUGGUGCAUCGACCAUUUAUUAGGAAAGCCAUCAACAAUAUCUUCUACAGGUUUAUUUUUGAGACAGAGAAGCACAAUGGUAUAGCUGAGUUGCUUGAAAUCUUGGGAAGUAUAAUAAAUGGGUUUGCCUUGCCUUUGAAGGAAGAGCACAAGCUCUUCUUGGUACGCGCCCUGAUUCCUCUUCACAAGCCCAAGUGUGCAUCCACAUACCAUCAGCAGCUUUCUUAUUGCAUUACUCAGUUUGUUGAGAAAGACUACAAGCUGGCUGAUACUGUCAUCCGAGGCCUACUAAAGUAUUGGCCUGUCAUUAAUAGUUCAAAGGAGGUAAUGUUCGUGGGAGAGUUGGAAGAAGUUCUAGAAGCUACUCAGGCAGCAGAAUUCCAACGCUGUGUGGUUCCUCUUUUCCGUCAGAUUGGCCGCUGCCUCAAUAGCUCUCAUUUUCAGGUAGCGGAACGGGCCUUGUUUUUGUGGAACAAUGAUCACAUAAGAAAUCUGAUCAUCCAGAACCGCUCAGUAAUACUCCCUAUAAUCUUCCCUGCACUGGAGAGAAACACCAGUGGUCAUUGGAACCAGGCAGUCCAGAGCUUUACACUAAAUGUCAGGAAGAUGUUCACGGAUGUUGAUCAUAUGCUUUUUGACGAGUGUUUAUCCAGAUUCCAAGAAGAUGAAUUGAAGGAAAAAGAGAUGCAGGAAAGGCGGGAACUAACCUGGAAGCAUUUGGAAGAUGUGGUUUCAUCUACUACCGCAGCAAGUAAUGAGGCUGUACUGGUUUCUAGAUUUGUCUCUUCCAUUGCCAUUGCCACUGCUACUGCCACCAGCCCAACCCCAAUGGUGGGCAGUUGAGAGAUACAUUGAAAGCAACUGUUAAGGAAUCAGAUCAUAUCCACCAUAGUGAAAUGAUCCAUGGUGUAACCUGAAUGGUGCACCAUGGGAAUCCUGCAAUUUUUAACAUCGAGUCUCUACUUACUGAAUCAUCUGUGGAUAUUAAGGUCGUUGCUUUUACUUUAAUUCUGAAUCAUUCUUUUCUUUAUCUUCUAUACCUUCUUCCUUAUCCGUGGCCUAGGAACAUGUGUAUCAUAUCAUAAGGGACUUAGUUUUUAUGGACAGUUCGUUGUAUUUACAAUAUACUGUACUAUUCUUUGUAAUGAUGCAAGGAUAUAUAUAUUUUGACACAAAUGUAUUAUAUAACAUGUAUAAUAGCGAAAAAAAUAUAAAUAUACUUAUCCAGUGUAGAAAGGAAAA